Molecule: messenger RNA, 2662 nt
Organism: Vicugna pacos (alpaca)
Lineage: Eukaryota; Metazoa; Chordata; Mammalia; Artiodactyla; Camelidae
Source: RefSeq, a predicted model, not a curated record
UUUUUUUUCAUUUUCUUUUUGUCUAGGUCUUAUAUAAUAUAUUAAUUGCCUUCACAAAGAUGCACAAAUUUGAAGACAUAGAGCCCGUGGACAUUCUGGCCGGAUGCGCCCGGUUCGUUGUUGUGGGGGUGGGGGGGGUCUUCUUCGGUGUCGUCUUUGGCUUCAUUUCUGCAUUCAUCACGCGUUUCACUGAGAACAUCUCGGCGAUUGAACCCCUCAUCGUCUUCAUGUUCAGCUACUUGUCCUACUUGGUUGCUGAGACCCUGUAUCUCUCUGGCAUCCUGGCAAUCACAGCCUGUGCGGUGACGAUGAAAAAGUACGUGGAAGAGAACGUGUCCCAGAAAUCCUAUACGACCAUCAAGUACUUCAUGAAGAUGCUCAGCAGCGUGAGCGAGACGCUCAUCUUCAUCUUCAUGGGUGUGUCCACCGUCGGCAAGAACCACGAGUGGAACUGGGCGUUCGUCUGCUUCACCCUGGCCUUCUGCCAGAUCUGGAGGGCCAUCAGCGUGUUUGCUCUCUUCUAUGUCAGUAACCAGUUUCGGACUUUCCCCUUCUCCAUCAAGGACCAGUGCAUCAUUUUCUACAGUGGUGUCCGAGGAGCUGGAAGUUUUUCACUUGCGUUUUUGCUUCCUCUGUCUCUUUUUCCUAGGAAGAAAAUGUUCGUCACUGCUACUCUAGUAGUUAUAUAUUUUACUGUGUUUAUUCAGGGAAUCACAAUUGGCCCUCUGGUCAGGUACCUGGAUGUUAGAAAGACCAAUAAAAAAGAAUCCAUCAAUGAAGAACUUCACACCCGUUUGAUGGAUCACCUGAAGGCUGGGAUUGAAGAUGUGUGUGGACAAUGGAGCCACUACCAAGUGAGAGACAGGUUUAAGAAGUUCGAUCAUAGGUAUUUGCGGAAAAUCCUAAUCCGAAAGAACCUGCCCAAAUCGAGCAUUGUUUCCUUGUACAAGAAGCUGGAAGUGAAACAAGCCAUCGAGAUGGCCGAGGCUGGGGUUCUGAGUUCUGCAGCCUUUUCCGUCCCCCGUCCGGCCCAGAGGAUACAGGAAACCAAAAGACUCUCCCCUGAAGAUGUGAAGUCCAUGAGGGACAUUCUGACACACAACAUGUACCAAGUCCGACAGAGGACCUUGUCCUACAACAAAUACAACCUCAAGCCCCAAACAAGCGAGAAGCAGGCUAAAGAGAUUCUGAUCCGCCGUCAGAGCACCCUGAGGGCGAGCGUGAGGAAGGGCCACAGCCUGCCCUGGGGGAAGCCGGCUGGGACCAAAAACAUCCGCUACCUCUCCUUCCCCUACAGCGAUCCUCAGCGGGCAGGUCGAGAUGCCAGGGUUGCUGACUGCACAGGUAACAAUGACAGUGACUCAGAACUCCCAUCCAGCCCGUUCUACACACCCUCCCGAACAGAGUGGCUUCAGGAAAGACGAGGGACCCAAGGAAUAAUCCCGAUGAAGAGCUUGCCCAGAGGAGGGAAGCUGCCCAGCUUUGGUUCUCAAAGAAAGACGAGCAGAGAUGAGCACGUGGGCGGGGGCGGGAGGGCGGCUUUAAGGCCCGAGCCACUGUGUCACACGGUGCAUGAGGAGCGCGACUCUGGGGAGGACAGUGAGGAGGGGGCCUCAACGGGCGGGUCCCGAUGGUCAGCUGAGCACCGACCCAGCCGGGGACACCACAGGUCCCACAGCCCUUUGCUCCGAAGAAAGUAGCGUUGUGGUCCCCGGGGAUUUUCCUGAGCACUGGGAGCAAACGGGCAGGCGCCGCCAGGUCCUAGCGGGCGCACUUCGUAGAUGAAUUCCCUGCAAGGGAUGGAUGUCAGUCACCCCAGGAUUAUCCCCAAGUGUGUCAUUCAUAUAAUUUAUUGAGAUGCAAGCAUGAUCGGGCAAUAAUUCCCUUCGACUCCAUGCGUGUGUAACUUCCAAUCAAUUUAGAACCAGGGGGAGCUUUGGAAACGACCUGGCCAGACCUCCCCCGCCCCCACACCGUGCUUACAAAUGAGCACACCUUGCCCGGGUCACAGGGUGAGUCCCUGCCUUCUCAGCUCGUUGUCCUCCAUCCCAAGGGAAUACAUUCGGUUUUGAUUUUGGUAUGCACGAUGCAAUGAUGACCUUUCCAGGGCGAGGUACAAUCUGUCAUCACAUUCCUGCAUUUAAUCAGUAGCAGUUGUAGACAGAUGCAGCACACACUACAGGAUGAAUCUGGGGUCUUGCGGUCUGUUUUGUCAUUGGAAUGCUUAUUUUAGAAACAAGCAUUAGAAACGAAACAGCCAUAAACACGCUUUACUAGCAAUGACAGAAACCACAGGCAUUUACUAUAUGUGCAUUUGUAGGGUGUGACUUCUUUCUCUAGGGUCUGAGACUCAUUUCCAGUUUAAUUUUCCAUCUUCAUCAUCCCCUAGACUUGACCUUGAGCCUCACACGCCAGCUCGCCCGCUUUGUGCCUGACUUUCUCUCUCCUCCCUCCUUCCACUCUCUUCCCCUUCCCUCUUUCUGGCCACCCACAGGUGAGCAAGACUUUUUUAGUGCCGUUGAUUGUGCCACGUAAGUAAUCCAUAAUCACCAGUUAUCCAGGCAGCCUUUAUCACCUGCAACAAUUCCUGACUGAUUUAACCCUGUGCAUCUUUAAGGGCCACGAUCCAGUGCUUCCCAGGAGUCCGCAGGCCUGACUUGAU